AUGUUCAGCAGCACCACAAGUACUCCACCCAUCAACCAUCGAGUUUUCAAUCCGUAUGAUGAUGAUGAUGACCCAUUUCAAUUAGGAGGAGGCUCUUCUUCAUCGGCAUCAACAAAUCAAAAUGAUUAUACAACAACAACAACAACCAAUAUGCCACCCACCAUUAUUCCAUCAGUCCGUUCUUCUUCUCAACAACAAGGAAUGAUGACUUCUCCAAGAUCUGCUGGAGCAAGUGUUGGAGGUGGUGGAAUUAUUCAAUCCACACCAACACCCACCACAACGUCAGAUGUCAAUUCAAGUCAAGGUGGCUCUUCUUUUCAUCCUCGUCGGGUGACCAUUGGAUUCGAAGAUGAUUUUGCGUCUGAUCCAGGUGUAAAUGAUGUGAAUACUAAUUUUACUAUUGAAUCCACUGAUUUUCUCUUAUCAAUGGCAUCUCCACCAUCACACAGACAUACAGUGAGUGGUGAAUCUAGUGGAAUGUUGUCGUGUACAUUUGCACAACAUCCACACCAAUACUCAGUUCCAUCGAUGCCAGUCAACCAAAAACAACAAACACAAAAUUCAAGCCACACAAGUGCUUCUCAAACAUCAACCAUUUCAUCACCAGUGAAUCCUGGCAAUUCAACAAUGACAUCUACUAGAGCUGUGACAGCAACUACAAAUACUCCAAGACAAAGUGUUGCUUCCGAGAGUGGAUUUCAAGGCUCUGAACUUAAUUUUGAAUUCAAGGAAAAUCCAAAGAUUAGUGGAAUUAAGUCAGUAGAGAGCUCUUCUGUAAAGAGAAGAAGCAGAACAAUGUUCGAGGGAAAUACAAAUAGAAAUAACAUUUCAAAAGAUCUCUUAGACUUUGGAGGUAUCUCUGACCCAAUUCCAAAGCAGGAAAAUUAUGUCAUGGAUCAUGAUGUGAUGUCCGAUGAAAAAACAGAUGUAUCUACUGGCUCCGAAACAACAACAAAACAAAGACCUACGAGCAUGAAAGUGCCUUCUAAAACGACAACAACCUCAGAUGUGAGCAAUUCCUCACCUUCAAGCUUGCAUGUCGACGCAGACCACAAAAUGACAAUUCCAGAAACCAUUUUAAUGAUUUUACUUUCUGACUCUGGAAUUGUCAAGUCCUAUGCAUCCGAUAGUAUUGAGGAACUUUGCAUGUUAGGAAUAUUGUGUGAGCUUAUUAUUCACAAAAAGUUAACAACAUUGCCAAUGAGAGACCAAAAGGGCCAGAACGGACUGUUAGUAGUGGACAAUUCUCCAAUUCAGUCUCAAGAAAAUUGUAAGAAUGGAGCUGUAUUGGAAUUGAUGAACGAGGUCUUAUUCUUAGUGGACAAUAUCAUAUUAAAAUGUCCUGCCAAAGAAGUGAACAAGCUCACGAUUAAGGAUUGGAUAAAAAUUCUGUGCUCGGGUAGAAAGAUCCAACACGUCACGAUCAACAAGGUCUCUCAUAUUUUGACCAGACUUGGAAAACAACUAAGUGAUAGAAGUGUUGUUGAAUACAAAAAGACUCUUUUCCUAUUUCUUUCUCUUCCAAUUAAGAAUAAGGUAGAAAAAGAACGAGCAGUGACUGAAUUGACUGUAUAUUUACGAAUGCUUAGAACUGAGUUGCAAUCCAAUAUUGGAUUGAGUGUUGACGAAUCUAGCUUUUUAAACGGAAGUAUUGCCUACGACACAGCCUGUGACAGAUUUUUAAAGAAUCGACACGACUUUGUUAUCUUUAGUUUACUUGGCAUUUUCACUCUUUGUAGUGUAGAUGUAUUAAGUAAUGAUAUUUUAAAACCAGAGCAAGACAAGAAAGCCCUUAGAGAUGUUUCAUUUUCAAUUUUCAACAUUAGCAUUGGCUCAUUUAUCAACAAGAAGAAAAAUAACACAACAUUUGAAUCCAAGAAAAGGACGUCCAUAUUUGAUGAAAUUGUGGAUAGCGACAGUGAAGAUAAUAACAUUCUAAAUUCACCAGGAGAAUUGUCCCCAGCAACAUCCACAACAUCCAUAAACGGCGACAAAAAGGUUGUGAUAAAUCCAUUUCCAGAUGGUCUAUCGUUUAUUGAGGAGACAGCGCUCCAUCUAAAGAGAUGUAUCUACAGUGGUUGUAAAUAA
Molecule: messenger RNA, 2088 nt
Organism: Naegleria fowleri
Lineage: Eukaryota; Heterolobosea; Eutetramitea; Acrasida; Naegleriidae
Exons: 1
Coding region: 1-2088 (695 amino acids)
Source: RefSeq, a predicted model, not a curated record